AUGGAGGUGAGAGUCCUGACGCUGCGGGACCUGGCGAGCGGCCGGCCGGGGCGGCGCGGCCGCGCCGAGGCGGCACAGAAGGAAAACAUAUUUGAUCGAUCCAGGAUGGCCCCAAAGACUCCCAUUAAGAAUGAACCAGUUGAUUUAUCAAAGCAAAAAGGCUGCACCCCGGAAAGAAAUGCAAUUACACCUGUUAAGCUCGUUGACAGACCUCAGCCUGAUCCCUGGACCCCCACUGCUAACCUGAAGAUGCUUAUUAGUGCUGCUAGCCCUGACAUGAGGGACAGGGAAAAGAAGAAAGAGCUGUUCAGACCUAUAGAAAACAGUGAGCAGAGUGACACAUCUGAUUUGUCACAGUAUGAUAUGGUAGAAGACAGCACGGUUGAUGAAUUUGAAAAACAGAGGCCCAGCAGAAAACAGAAAAGCUUAGGACUCUUGUGCCAAAAGUUUCUAGCUCGCUAUCCAAGUUAUCCGUUGUCAACAGAAAAAACUACCAUUUCUCUGGAUGAAGUGGCUUCAAUUCUUGGAGUCGAGCGGAGACGGAUUUAUGAUAUAGUGAAUGUCCUGGAGUCGUUGCACUUGGUUAGCCGUGUGGCCAAGAACCAGUACUGCUGGCACGGUCGGCACAACCUCACACAGACUCUGAGAACACUCCAGGAAGCAGGAGAGCUGCAGUAUGGAGACCUAAUGCUCCUCCAGCACAAGGAGCAGGACUUGGAGUACAAAUUUGGAGAAAGGAAAAAGGACACGAUUCCAGAUUCUCAAGAUGGACCAUUACUGGACUUUUCAGAACCAGAUUGCACCUCUGCAUCUGCAAACAGCAGAAAGGACAAGUCGUUGCGGAUCAUGAGCCAAAAGUUUGUCAUGCUGUUCCUUGUCUCCAAGACCAAGAUAGUUACUCUGGACAUCGCAGCAAAGAUCCUGAUAGAAGAGACCCAGGAUACAGUGGACCACAGCAAAUUUAAAACAAAGGUACGAAGGCUCUAUGAUAUCGCCAAUGUUCUCACCAGCUUAAGCUUGAUCAAGAAAGUUCAUGUGACAGAGGAGCGAGGACGCAAACCGGCUUUCAAGUGGAUUGGGCCUGUGGAAUUCCCUGGAAAGACAGAUGAGCCGAGAGGGCACAGCCCAACAUCUGAUCCUCUGCCAGGGAUGCAGAGGGGAGCCUCUGCUACUGGAAAGCAAAGGUUUACCCGUCACGCUUCAUUUAAUGGUGCACGGCCUUGUGAAGAGGCCAAAAGGAGGAUCAGUUCAGAGCCCAACAGCCCACGUCAGGAGAGGCAAGGAUAUGUUGUGAAUUCAGAUGAAUAUUGUUCCAAAAUGAUAAAUCUAACAACUGUCUGCAGGCAGGAAAUAGAGGAAGAUACUAGGAGUACAGCUUGUGCCUCAGGAACGAUAUUAAAUUCAGCAAGGAACCCAAGCAUAAAAUCACCUCUCUCCCUUCUUCCAGUUCCCGGAGACUCUGAUUUUUGCGUUAACCCUUUGCCUCAGGCAGCUUUCCCCGUGGUUCAGGCAGAUGUGCCAAGCCUCUCGCUGCCAAAUGGGGUCAGCAGCCAAGCUGUACAUCCUUCCGUGCCGGCAGCCUCCAAAACAGAAAAUGGAAAACCUGCCUUGCUCUCCAACCAACCCUUCUUGUGCUUCCCAUCUUCAUCCCUGUUCAUGCUGUGCAGUGGUCUGCAGGAGAAUACGCCACCGGGGCCGGGAACAGCGGGCAAGGGGAGCGCCGAGACCACCAGCCCAAACUGCGGCUCCCGCAGAAGCGUGUCACCCUCCACACCUGUGGGGUACGAUGAGCCCCCUGCUAAAAAGCCCAGCGUGGAGCAGAGUGAUGUGCCCCUCUCGCUUGUGGUGCCCAAGAAGCCUUUUGAGUCACCCAAUGCAGAAUCUACCCCUGGAAGUGGCUGUACAUCUGCUGAAAAUAUAGAAGCUUUUCCUCUUGACCUUGCAAGUCCGGUUGCUGCAGAUAAGGAGUCUACUAAACCUUUAGAUUCUCAGGAGCAAGAAAAAUGGUCUCAGAAUAAAGACCCUGACGAACUCUCUCUAGGAAAAGAGCACCUCUCUAAAGAAAACGCCAAUCAACUUUUCCUACCACAGUAUCUUUAUGUACAGCCCGCUGCCGGAUUAAGCAGUUUUAACUUUCUGUUCUCUGCAAACCAAGCCUCUGGUGCUGUGAGCCUGGCUGCGAGCCAGUUGCCUUCUCUGAGCGUCCCCUGCGUCGUCGUGCCGUCAGCAGCCCUGGCUUCCUUUCCUCUCGUCUGUUCUCCCACUGCCCCCAGUCCUCAUUCACCAGCUCCCGAAGGCUCCUUCUCAGCCACCUCCUCCGUGAAUUUCAGUGUGCCCGGGCUGGCCCCCACAGCGCCCGUUCUGAUAGGCCCCACAGCAGUGGUUGCACCUGGAGUCCCUCCCGCGCAGCCAGAGCCGCAGCAGCCACCUGCCCCCGCCUUGCACCUGAGCCCCGCGCUCACUGGGCCGUGCAGUGCCCUCAAACUGGACUCCUCAGUGUGCCUGGGACAUCCCGUGGCCCUUCUGAAGCUGCAGCAGCCUUCCUCAGCUCCCCUCACUCCCAAGAGCAUUCGUCCUGCACGACACGAGGCAUUUUUCAAAACUCCUGGAAGCCUUGGAGACCCUGUCGCGUGGAAGAAAAAUGAAGGCAACCAGACCAGAAGUGCCAGCUCCGUGCAGAGGAGACUGGAAAUCUCUAGUACCAGCCCUGACUAA
Messenger RNA from Colius striatus (speckled mousebird), 2715 nucleotides. It is a transcript of the gene E2F7, whose product is annotated as E2F transcription factor 7. Gene Ontology annotation, cellular component: RNA polymerase II transcription regulator complex. Gene Ontology annotation, molecular function: DNA-binding transcription factor activity, RNA polymerase II-specific; RNA polymerase II cis-regulatory region sequence-specific DNA binding. Gene Ontology annotation, biological process: regulation of transcription by RNA polymerase II. The transcript is spliced from 12 exons. The coding region runs from base 1 to 2715 and encodes 904 amino acids. Lineage: Eukaryota; Metazoa; Chordata; Aves; Coliiformes; Coliidae. The record is from RefSeq and is a predicted model, not a curated record.